Portunus trituberculatus (swimming crab) is the source of this 1244-nucleotide messenger RNA. RefSeq names its product monocarboxylate transporter 11-like. NCBI's taxonomy places the organism in Eukaryota, Metazoa, Arthropoda, Malacostraca, Decapoda, Portunidae. The coding region runs from base 278 to 1090 and encodes 270 amino acids. The transcript is spliced from 4 exons. The record is from RefSeq and is a predicted model, not a curated record.
GAUGCAGUGUUAGAACAGGUCAACAUAGGGUGAGAGUGGGAAGACUGCGGCGGCUGGAGGAUGAAGGUAUAGCGCUCACUUCACCCACCAGUCUAUUCAUCGGUCUCGCACUGAACAACGCGCUGAUCACCACCAUGCACGGCGACCAGUGACGCGGAAGUCCACACUAAUUGUACACCGAGAGAUGACGAUGAGUUAAGGGAGUUAGUGUUCCUCUAGUGCGGCUCCGGACGUCUAGUUGUCUUCCUACCCUUCAGUACACUUCCCGUCAAGAAACAUGUCUCUCAUCACAGAGAAUUCUCCCUUGCUUGAGGCGCCUGAGAGGAACUGUACAUACGGGCACGGUGACCUGGAGAAACUUGAACACAGAGAGGAGUACAAGAAUGCUGAGGAUAAACCGCUGCUUGGGGAGGACACUGCAGAGGAUGACAGCGCCCCCGACGGAGGCUGGGGCUGGUUGGUGACCCUAGCUGGCUUCGUGAUUUGGCUCCUGAACGGCUCUUGCAGCGCCGUAUUCGGGGUGCUCUUCUCUGGCUUCCUCCUGGAUCUCGGGGUGUCCUCCUCCACCACCGCCUGGAUCCAGAACCUUACCUUCGUGCUCUCCAACUUCUGCUGCUACCUGAUGGACCCGCUGGUGGAGGAGUUCGGGUGGCGGCGCGUGGGCCUGGCCAUGGGAGUCAUGAAUGGCUGCGGUCUGGCUCUCUCCGCCUUCGCCAAUUCCGCUCAUUAUCUUUUCUUCUCGUACACCGUAAUGGCGGUCUUCGCCUGGUCAGACACUCUGAUACAGAAAAUGAGCGCUCUGGGGACGUUCGGCGUGGGCCACGGGUUCUUCUUCACGUCGUACAACCUGGUGAUGGUGGAGGUGCUGGGCCUGCCGCUGCUGCAGCCCAUGCUCAGUGUGACGGGCCUCUUCAAAAGCUCCUCCUUCCUCAUCUUCGGCCCGUUGAUCGGCCUGGUGAGGGACCUGAGCGGCAGCUUUCCAGUCUGCCUCACGCUGCUGGGCGUCAUCGACUUCUUCAGCAUCGCCCUAUGGAUCCUCAUUCCUUUUGCCCGAAGGUACGACCUGCGCAGGGAGCAACCGGACGAGUAACCUCCAGCACAGACAAAAGAAGUCUCAGCCAAUUCAACGAAAGCGAACAUCAUCCACACCAAACAACAAGGCCGCGGCAAGACUCAGAUACACGCUAAUGUUGCAGUUGCCUGAGGAGUUUGUUUGUUGUUUGUUGAAUAAAGACUUCUUGUAU